Messenger RNA from Mauremys reevesii (Reeves's turtle), 3332 nucleotides. It is a transcript of the gene CGRRF1, whose product is annotated as cell growth regulator with ring finger domain 1. The record is from RefSeq and is a predicted model, not a curated record. The coding region runs from base 105 to 1130 and encodes 341 amino acids. Gene Ontology annotation, biological process: negative regulation of cell growth. Lineage: Eukaryota; Metazoa; Chordata; Testudines; Geoemydidae. The transcript has 6 exons.
CGGAGUUGGAACGAGCGCGGCCGGUUCGGAGGCCGGGCGGCUGGUUCCGCUGGCAGCCUCCCCUCCCCCUCCCCCUCCCCGUACUGAGGAGGCCGCGAAGCCCCAUGGCCGCCGUGUUCCUGGUGACGCUCUACGAAUACUCCCCGCUCUUCUACAUCGCUGUGGUGUUUGUCUGCUUCCUGGUUACCAGCGGCCUGGUGCUGGGCUGGUUUGGUUGGGAUGUUCCUGUGAUCCUGAGAAAUUCAGAAGAAAUAGAAUCCAGUGUAAGAGUAUCCAAAAAGCAGAUGAGACAAGUGAAGAAUCCUUUUGGCUUAGAAAUUCCGCAUCCUGCUGCAGUUUCCAUAACAAGGGGCAUAACACUGACACCUGAUUGUCUGGAAGACUGUAUCCUUACCUGCUACUGGGGGUGCAGUGUUCAAAAACUACACGAAGCUUUGCAGAAACAUGUCUAUUGCUUCAGAAUAAAGACUCCACAGACACUAGAAGACGCUCUCUACAGCGAAUACAUCUAUCGACAGCAGUAUUUCAUUAAAAAAACUGACAAGGAAGAAAAAUAUUGUCAGUUGCCAGAAGAUGCUCAAAUUGCAGGCUUUGGCCCAGUGCCUAGAUCUCGUUACCCGCUGGUAGCUUUGUUGACUUUAGCUGACGAAGACGACAGAGAAAUAUACGACAUUAUUUCAAUGGUGUCCGUAAUUCAUAUUCCUGAUGAGAGUUACAGACUUUCCUGCAGAAUAUUAUAUCAGUAUCUACUUCUGGCCCAAGGUCAAUUUCAUGACCUUAAGCAACUCUUCAUGUCUGCAAGCAACAGUGUCCCGCCCUCGAGCAAUGCCUCUGGAGAGAGCAGCACUGACAAAAGCUUGCUGGAAAAGGUUGGACUGGCCGAAGUUGAAUCAGAAUUACAUGAGGAAAACAGUAAAGACUGUGUCGUCUGCCAAAAUGGAACAGUGAACUGGGUCCUCCUGCCCUGCAGGCAUACGUGUCUGUGCGAUGGGUGUGUGAAAUAUUUUCAACAGUGUCCAAUGUGUAGGCAGUUUGUUCAAGAAUCUUUUCCACUUUGCAGUAAAAAGGAGCAAGAUCAAGAUGAACCCGAACACAUUUUCCAGGAUGCUCCCCACGGAGCAGACUUUUAGUGGAAAGCCAAGAAUUAUCCAGUUGUACUCUCAAAUGCGUGGUGUAGAACCUAAAGCAUUUUCUGUCCAUGGGAGGAUCUGCAGUGUAACUUUAUGGUUUUGCUGUUAGUUACUAGACCAAUUUAAGCAUCCUUUUCAUGUCCACACUGCAUACAGUUACUGGAACACUGCAUAUGCACUGGUAAUAUGGCCAGAAGAAGUGUGUAGGAGAUGUAUGAAGAACGAGUUUUUUGCUAACUGUUGACUGGAUGUUCAUGAAGUAUUAGAGAUUAUUUUGACAAGUAGAUUUAGUUGAGCUAAACAUUAAAAAGAAAAGAACAAAGGCUUACAUACAACUGAAAUUGAAAAGUACUUUUCCUAUAUAUAUAGGUUUUUAAAUGUGAAGUUAGAAAAAAAUAUAAUUGUAAUCCUGUAUAAUUUAGAUAUUUAGCACUUUAAAGAAUGAAAAAUGAAGGAAACCAAAUAUUUAAGAAUCUGUUCUUAGUUUCGGUAUAAAUCCGUAUGUAUUUAUUUUGUAUCUGAUGAACUUGGCCAUGGGAAGUGCUGGGCUGCUCAACUCCUGUUGAAGUUACUGGGAGUUAAGGAUAUUCAGGACAUUAGUGGGAAUGGACCUCCUGUAAUUGUAUUUUGUUUCUGCUGCUUUGAAAGAGAUUUUCUGUGUGCACGCAGCCUGAUCCAAAGCCCCUCGAAGUGAUUGGAAAUAUUCCCAUUGAUGUUAGUGAGUUUUACCUCAGGCUCCUACUGACUAUCAAGCAUGUAGAACAUCUAAGUGAGCCCACUGUGUAUAGCCUGCCACACUGCACUGCUAGGCCUUUAACUCUUGCUAGUGUGACAGCUAUGGAUUAUGAAGGGCUAACUUUUGCAAGGAGAAGAGACUAAUUAUUUUGUAGAUGAUGUGAGUUUGGCAGCAUGUCCUGUUCCAUGACAUGGACAGCCUAGUCUGUGGGUUUGCCAACUCUCCCAUAUCCUUCAUUGAAAGACAGCAGAAAACACAAUUGUCUUCUAUCAAAAAAAUAAAAUAAAAUAAAAAUGGGUGUUGAGAAGAGAAAUGAUGCUGUUCACUUUUUAAUACAGGACAGACUAAUGUAAUUCAGGGUGAUGUAACUUCUAGGCCAGGACUUCUCCUCUGGUGGGAUGAGACACCAAAGUAAAAAUAACAAAUUCCCACCCUCACUAUGGGAGAUGGGCUUGGAGAGAAGGAGAAAUUUGCUCCCUCCUCCUUGCUCUGCCACUGCUCCACCAGCCCCUCCAUUCCCAGAGCAGCUUCUCAGGCCUCUGCCUUCCCUCCACACAGCACUCACUCUGUGGAGGGAAAGCCUGGCUUCAAGAGGCAUCUCCCAGCCUCUUUUACUGGUGCUGCCCUUAAGCUGAGCACUGUGCACAGAAGGAGUCCCCAAUCCAGAGCCCUAAAUUAUCUGCAGUUUCUUGCCAUGACUCCAAAUGCAAAAACCUUUGUGGCUGGAAUGGAUUAUGGGAGCUGGAAGGUCAUGCCAAGAAGCCAUGGGUGGUAGUAAUAAUAAUAAUUGGAGAUAUACCAAUCUCCUAGAACUGGAAGGGACCUCAAAAGGUCAUGGAGUCCAGCCCCCUGCAUUCACUAGCAGGACCAAGUACUGAUUUUUGCCCCAGGUGGCCCCCUCAAGGAUGAACUCUCAACCCUGGGUUUAGCAGGCCAAUGCUCAAACCACUGAGCUAUCCCUCCCCCUCAAGGUCUUUGGGAGGUUGAGAGACAAUGCACUAGGCCACCUGUGAUUUAUUAGGAAGUGGCGUGGUUUAUUAAAGUGAGUAUUGGGACUGCCUCUAGAAUUCUAAUCUCAGCUCCCCGACACUCCAUUGGUAACUUUAAGGAAGCAUCACUUGCACCAUGUAUCAAACAGAGAUAAUAGCCAGGGGUGUUGUGAGGACUGAAUAAUGUUUGCAAAGAGUUUUUGAAAGUAGAAAGUGCUGGCUGGAUGCUAAGUGUUGUUAUUUCUAAUUUAACUGUGUAUUGACUAUGGGAACAUCCCUCAGUGCGCUCCCAGAGACAAAGUUGCAGUGUCCCAGAGCCACUUGUCUGAGAUUCCCUGGGCAGGGUUAGCCCCUCUGAACAUUGAGCCUCCUGUGCCCUGCAUUACAGCUGCUGGUUUUUUUGGACAUGCAUCUGAAGAGGUGGGUUUUUUACCCACAAAAGCUUAUACCCAAAUAAAUCUGUUAGUCUUUAAGGUG